Nerophis lumbriciformis (worm pipefish) is the source of this 942-nucleotide messenger RNA. It is a transcript of the gene nipsnap3a, whose product is annotated as nipsnap homolog 3A (C. elegans). Gene Ontology annotation, cellular component: mitochondrion. Lineage: Eukaryota; Metazoa; Chordata; Actinopteri; Syngnathiformes; Syngnathidae. The record is from RefSeq and is a predicted model, not a curated record.
UAGAGUGAUCCCGCGUGGUGAGACGAUCUUUGAGUGUUUGACAGCUCUGCAGGACCCAACAUGGUCCACUUCUCCUAGGGGAGACGAUCUUUGAGUGUUUGACGGGACCGAGUUCACUUGCAACAUGGUCCACUUCUGCACGCGCCUCCUGGCCCGCCUCACACCUGCUGCUCGCCAAGCCGGUGCUCACUUUUCCACCGCAGCGCCCCAAAACCAGGGACCCUUCUACGAGUUCCGGACCUACAGAAUCCGUCCCGACCGGACCGCCGCCUUCCUGAGGCUGACCAAUGAGAAGAUCCACCUCAGGACCGCCCACUCGCAGCUGAUUGGCUACUGGAGUGUGGAGUACGGCGGCCUGAAUCAGGUCUUCCAUAUUUGGAAGUACGACUCUUUCUCCCAGCGGGCGGCGGUCCGCUCGGCGCUGGCCCGGGACCCGCGCUGGAUGUCCGAGUACAUCUCCCAGGCCAUACCCAUGCUGACCUCGCAGGACAACGAAGUCACCGCCUUGUUGCCGUGGAGCCGCCUGCGCACGCCGCCGCUGGAGGGCGGUGCUUUCGAGCUGGCGUCGUUCAAGAUGCGUCCGGGGGGGCCGCCGCUGUGGGGCGGAAGCCUGCAGCAAGCCAUCGCCUCCCAUGAUGCACCUGGACACGCCCACUUGGUCGCCGCUUUCCACAGCGAGAUUGGCCACCUGGACACAGUUCACGCCCUCUGGUGGUUCGAGAGCGCCGACAAACGACGUCAGGUUCAAGGCGACGCCGUGGCAGAUGUCGCAGUCCACGUCCACACGCGGAACAACAAAGUCAUGUUUGCGUGUUCCUUCUCGCCACUCAAGUGACUUCCUGCCCUCAGACCACGGUGACUUUCAAUUUAAGAGCCUUGCUGUCAAUCAUGGAUUGUGGGCGGGGUUUGGAGACAUACUUCAAAAUAAAGUUGUGGACUAAA